This is a messenger RNA of Mucor mucedo, 813 nucleotides long. RefSeq lists its product as uncharacterized. The transcript has 5 exons. Gene Ontology annotation, biological process: import into nucleus. Gene Ontology annotation, cellular component: cytoplasm. The record is from RefSeq and is a predicted model, not a curated record. Bases 7 to 768 code for a protein of 253 amino acids. Lineage: Eukaryota; Fungi; Mucoromycota; Mucoromycetes; Mucorales; Mucoraceae.
AAAACAAUGAGUAACAACACUAUGAACCGUACUGCUCUUAUUUUCGGUGCUACAGGCGCUGUCGGCAAACAAGUCUUGAAAAGUGUCUUGAAGGACGGAACAUAUACAAAAGUUAUCACGGUCGGAAGACGUAGUGUUGAAUUAGAGGACUCUGUUCCUCAAGAUAAACUGGUCCAAAAAACAAUUGACUUUGAAAACCUUGAUGCGCAUCGUCAAGACUUUAAGGAUGUAAACGACGUGUAUUGUUGUCUUGGAACCACUCGUGGAGCUGCUGGUAGCGCAGAAAAGUUCAUCAAGUUUGAUCAACAAUAUGUCCUGGACUCUGCAAAGAUCAUUGCCCAAGAAAAUAAGGUGGAUGAGAAUAAAUUGGCCCCUGUUCAUUAUCUUUAUUGUUCAACAAUGGGUUCCAAUAAGGAUUCGGUCUUUUUGUAUCCCAAGACAAAAGGACAAACCGAAGAAGCGCUUGGAGAAGCAGGUUUUGAAAAGGUCUCAAUCUUUCAUCCUGCCUUUUUGGAGCCUGUUGAACCUCGUAAACCCUUCAGACUUGUAGAAACCGUUGCAUUCGCCAUUUACAACCCAAUUAAUCGUCUCUUUGGUCUCAGUUACGUGACAUCGGUUGACACUGUAGGCGUUGCCAUGCAUAAAGUUGCGGAGAAUGCAUCCAUCAAGCCUACCGAUCCCAAGAAUAUCAAGAAAUCAACCAUUGGCUCUUUGGUCUCUCACUUUACCAACUCUGAAAUUCAUACCAUUGGCGGUGCACCAAAAUAAUUUUCGAAGAAAUAUAAUUUUUUUUUUUCUCAUCUCAUUUAACCC